Molecule: messenger RNA, 1540 nt
Organism: Gopherus evgoodei (Goodes thornscrub tortoise)
Lineage: Eukaryota; Metazoa; Chordata; Testudines; Testudinidae
Gene: MAPK13
Product: mitogen-activated protein kinase 13
Biological process (GO): intracellular signal transduction; protein phosphorylation
Cellular component (GO): nucleus; cytoplasm
Molecular function (GO): MAP kinase activity; ATP binding
Source: RefSeq, a predicted model, not a curated record
GUGGGGGUGGAGGAAGGAGGGACAUGUUGCUUCAAGCACACAGCUAAUGAAGACAGAAAGAGAAAUUAUCCAGGACUUAUUUUCUCAGCUGAAAACAGGAACAAGGGCAGUCUUUUCACCUCUUUCCCCCAGAAGUCUCACCCUAGACCUGUGCUCUGGAGGAGUCAGUCCAGGGCCAAAAGAAGAUGAGCUUAACCCGGCGCAAAGGUUUUUACAGACAGGAAGUAAACAAAACUGUCUGGGAGCUGCCCAGAAGAUAUACCUCCAUCAACCCAGUGGGAUCCGGGGCUUAUGGUUCUGUCUGUUCAGCCAUAGAUAAGAAGACGGGGGAGAAAGUGGCCAUCAAGAAGCGCCGACCCUUCCAGUCAGAGAUCUUUGCCAAGAGAUCAUACAGGGAGCUCAUGCUGCUGAAGCACAUGCAACAUGAGAAUGUCAUUGGGUUGCUUGAUGUCUUCACCUCAGCCACCUCCUUCAGUGCAUUCCAGGACUUCUAUCUGGUGAUGCCAUACAUGCGGACAGAUUUACAAAAGAUCAUGGGACAUGUCAGUGAUGAAAAGAUCCAGUACCUGGUCUAUCAAAUGCUGAAAGGUUUGAAGUACAUUCAUUCUGCUGGAAUCAUUCACCGGGACCUGAAGCCAGGCAAUCUUGCUGUGAACGAAGACUGUGAACUAAAGAUCUUGGACUUUGGCUGCAGACACGCAGAUGCUGAGAUGACUGGCUACGUUGUGACGCGUUGGUACAGAGCACCAGAAGUCAUUCUGAACUGGAUGCAUUAUAAUCAGACCGUGGACAUCUGGUCUGUUGGUUGUAUCAUGGCAGAAAUGCUGACUGGGAAAACCCUGUUUAAAGGAAAAGAUUAUCUAGAUCAGCUGACCCAGAUCUUGAAAGUAAACCGGACUCCCAGAGAGGAGUUUGUGCAGAAACUGGGAGCAAGCGCUAAGAAGUAUAUCCAGUCCCUUCCCAAGGGUUCCCAAAAUGGAUUAUCCCGGCUUUUCCCCAAAAGCCAAUCCUCUAGGUAACCCCAAGCGGUGGACCUGCUCGACAAGAUGCUGCAGCUGGAUGUGGAAAAGCGUCUCACAGCCACAGAAGCUUUGGCCCAUCCAUAUUUUGACCAAUUCCGAGACAUUGAGGAGGAGACGGAGGCCCAGCAGUCCUACGACGAUUCCUUGGAGCAUGAGAAGCUUUCUGUAGAUGAGUGGAGAAGGCAUACAUACAAUGAGAUUCAGUCCUUCAGUCCGAUUGCCCGGAAGGACUCCAAGAGGCGGAGUGGUAUGUCAUUGUAGUGGCUGGGGUGGCCAAGGUUGGGGCUCACUCCCCCUGCUGGGUCACAAAAGAGGACGUCUAUCAGGAUUUGGACCACCUCAGGGCCAGAUAUUUAUCAACAUGGGUGUGUGGAACUUCUGUGCAUGUGUGGAACCCAAGGAUGUGGAAUACACAAGAGUGUUGGGCUUUGUCUUGUGGGAGGAAACUGCACCAGAAACAUCUUUCAGUGCCAAAGAUGAAUGUAUUUCUCAUUAAAACCCCAAGCGGUAGAAUUUUA